Messenger RNA from Argentina anserina (silverweed cinquefoil), 1655 nucleotides. Its product is annotated as nuclear transcription factor Y subunit A-10. The record is from RefSeq and is a predicted model, not a curated record. Bases 197 to 1150 code for a protein of 317 amino acids. NCBI's taxonomy places the organism in Eukaryota, Viridiplantae, Streptophyta, Magnoliopsida, Rosales, Rosaceae. The transcript has 6 exons. Gene Ontology annotation, biological process: regulation of transcription by RNA polymerase II. Gene Ontology annotation, molecular function: DNA-binding transcription factor activity, RNA polymerase II-specific.
UCCCCUUCUCUAAUCUCUCUCUCUCUCUCUCUCUCCACUCUUUUGCUUCGGAUUGUACCGACAUGGCUCCGAGCAAAUGGGAUUUCUCCGCUUCUCCUUAGACCUAACUAAUCAAGCUCUGCUUCCACUUCAUCCUCAAGUUACUGCAAUUGGGAUCUUCUUCAUCAACCACUUUGUUAGAGGUUAGAGGAAGAAAAUGGCUAUGCAAACUGUUCAUUACAAAGAACAUGAAGGACUUGGGCAGCUGACAUCAGUGUUACCUUGGUGGGGUUCUGCCUUUGGAUCUCAACAAGCUUAUGGUGAAUCAUGUGGCAACUCUAAGCCUUUUACCAUGGAGCUUCACGAUAGUGGAAACCAACUCACUGCCACUAAGCGACCCGGGCGGGGCAGUACUGAACAAGGACUUGAUAAAGGGAACACAAAUCAGUUCACAGUCUUCCCUGGGGAUAAGCAAAAAUUGCAGCCAGCAAUCUCUCUGCAAUCAUCUCCACCAAAACAUCGAGGUCAUUUUGAGCUGGGAUUCAGCCAGCCUAUGAUCUGUGCAAAAUAUCCAUACAUGGAUCAAUGUUAUGGACUCUUCUCAACAUAUGGACCUCAAGUUUCGGGACGCAUAAUGCUGCCACUGAACUUGACUACAGAUGAAGGACCAAUCUAUGUCAAUGCUAAGCAAUACCACGGAAUCAUGCGGCGCAGACAAUCUCGUGCAAAGGCAGUCAUGGUGAACAGAGCAGCUAGGCUCCGUAAGCCAUAUAUGCAUGAAUCACGGCAUCUUCAUGCCGUGCGCCGACCAAGGGGCUGUGGUGGACGUUUUCUGAACACCAAGACUUCGAACAAUGGGAAAACUGGAAAUGGAAUCAAGCAAGUUGGUGAUAUGCAGCUGUUUAGGCACUCUGGUUUUCAGAACUCUGAAGUCUUGCAAUCCGAAAGUGGAACUUUGAACUCAUCAAAAACAAAUGGCAGCAGUUCCAACAUAUCCGGCUCAGAGGUGACCAGUACGUACUCUAGGGGAAAUCUUGAUCGUUUUUCAAGGAAUCAUCAUCUCGGACACUCUGUGCAAUCUCUGUCAGACAUGAUGGAGGGCACGCGUGGCAUGGUUAUGCCUACGAAAUAUAUCGCAGCAGUGGAUCACUGCUGCAACCUCAAUGUCUGAUAGCAAGCGGAAGAUGGGGUUGGUGCUAACUUGUUACAUUAACCCCAUCAUUUCUGCGACCAAAUGGAGAAGCUUAGUUGUAGUUACUGGUAUGGUUAUUUGCAACAGGUUUUGGUUCACAGGAUCGUCCUACCACCAUUUGGUUGCUAUCAGAAGGCAACUCAUUCUUGGCUCGUGAUCAAACGGGGUGUUUACUUCCAUUCCAAGCAUCUCUGCUGUUAGGUUGGCUAGUGAAAACCCCGUAUGCAUCACAAAUUACUUAAGUAGACUUUUAUAUAUAUGGCUCUCUUCCCUUAUAUCAGAAUAAGAACAUGAGAGUCUGGCGACUAGUAUGUGCUUUGUGACCUGAAGAAGUUUAGUUUGUGGCGUGUGAUACUAUAGAAUUUAAGUAUCUGUAUUUUUGACAUAUUCCAGUGGUGUAAUGUACCAGUAUAGAACUAAAUGUUUGUGUUGUGGUGUGCAAGUUCACAAGAAUAAUGUAAGAUAACUUUCCCUAUCUUAUGUG